This is a messenger RNA of Acaulospora morrowiae, 2055 nucleotides long. The record is from the annotation of a GenBank genome assembly. Lineage: Eukaryota; Fungi; Glomeromycota; Glomeromycetes; Diversisporales; Acaulosporaceae.
AUGAAGAAGCCAUUAAAGUAUCAAGGUCAUGACGCCUAUUUGUUGGAGGAAAAACUUGCCGAUGUGUUCCAAUGCACUGUCGGAAACAUCUCCUCUGACCAGACUGUGGUGAUCAAAAUCAAUACGUCACUGAACUCAAACAUGGUGCUAAUUCUGAAUCACAUUGAUCUUAACGUAACAUGUAGGAUGACUUCAUCCAUCCUGGCAAUCGAGUCUCCUUCACAUCAUAUUUCUACUAAAGUUAUUAUUGAUGGAGAUACUAAAGUUGCAAAGAUUACAUUAGCCGAAGAUGUAACUUAUUUAGAAAAGGACUUUAUAUUGGUUGUUAAAAGUUUGGAUCUUUAUGUGCCAAGGUAUUACUCGUGGCGUUCGUCGAAUAUAACUCUACAACCGAAACCAAUUGUGUUGUGCUUACUUUGGUUCCCAAAUAAAACCUUGGUAGAAUUAAUAUUUGUUAUAGAUAGAUCAGGGUCAAUGGAAGGCGAGCCUAUUCAAAAAGCGGCCCAAACUCUUCAAUUAUUGCUUCGAUCUCUUCCAGAAUUAAUGUGGUGUCGUUUGGUUCUCGUCACGAUUCAUUGUUCCCGCAAAGUCAACUUUAUUCCGAGGUCACCCUUACUCGUGCUCUCGAUCCUGGACGCCAAUUAUGGUGACACAGAAAUAUAUGAUCCACUAAAAUGGGCGUUCGAAAAUUCUAGGUUUGACAUGCAAACAUCUGUUUUCCUUCUUACUGACGGUGAAGUUUGGAACGUUGAGACAUUGGUGGAACUUAUUCGCACCAAUGUUGAGCAAAAGAAGGAUAACCUUAGAUUGUUUUCUAUUGGAAUUGGCAAUUCUAUAUCCCAUAAUCUUGUCGAAUCUGUUGCACGUGCUGGAAAAGGCUACGCUCAGUAUGUAACCAUUAGUGAGCGCAUGGAUAAGAAAAUUAUAGGUAUGAUAAAGAAUACUAUCAAGCCUCCGGUUAAGGAUUACAAGAUUGAGGCAGAGACAAAACAAACAAUCAGCAUCUUUGGCAAAAAUCCUAGUCCCCCUCCACAGGAUCCCAUAAUUACAGAUACCAAAACUAAACAAGCACCAUUUCUUAUUCCGCCAAUUUAUUCUGGCGUUAGAUUUGUCAUUUAUUGCAUGCUAGCAAAGGGCUUUAGCCCAAAUAAGAAGAUCAUGUUAACCGCACAAUCUCCGGACGGACCUAUGAAACCUAACAUUCAUUUAAACCCAGUAAUGUCGCAAGGGUCAAAAAUUCAUACUCUUGCCGCCAGGAAACCCCUUCGAGAUCUUGAAGACAGUGCCUCCCUUUAUUCACAAGCAUCCAAAGAACAAGUGGUUUAUUUAGGAAUAACAUUUAAUUUAGCAUCGAAAUACACGAGUUUCCUUGCAAUUGAUGAAAGUGGUAAUAAGUCGGUUGGAAAGCUGUUUCAUCCUGAGAAGAGAGAAGUGCCUAUACAAGGAGCAUUUUUUUCAUCCUACAUGAGUUCGUCGCAAGCUGCUUCAUUCUACAGGAGUUUUCCGCAAACUGUUUCAUACUACGGGAGUUCGUCGCAGUCUGUUUCACCCUACAGGAGUUUUCCGCAAGUUGCUUCAUAUUCUUUCGAAAACUCCAUUGCAAGAUAUUUGUUAACAAGUAAUAGCCUGGUUGAUGAAAGUCCUCUCAUGAGAGUGUCAAGAUCUGAAAGAAAUCGAAAAUUGAUCACACGAGACCAAAGGAAGGAGAUUCACUCUAUACUCAACUUUAAAGAAUCAAAAAUCGAAGCAUUGUACGAGUUUCUCAAAUUUCAGUCCUUUAACGGUGAAUUUAAUAGUGCAGGUUUUUAUCCGUGCUUUGAUAAGAAGGAAGCUAAAGACUUUAAAGAGAUUGGCAUUGAUAACGAAAAAAUUCUGUGCACUGCAUUAGCAAUCGAAUAUUUGGAGGUUGUGAUGUUUGGGCAAUUUAAGGAUGAGUGUGAGAUGUGUUGGGAAAAAGCUAAUAAAGCACCGAGGAAAUUAGUUAAUGAAGAUGAGUUUGACGAUGUUUUGAAAAAAGUCAGAGAUUGGACUUUAAAGUGGGUAGAAACAAAUUAA